Amoebophrya sp. A120 is the source of this 3809-nucleotide messenger RNA. NCBI's taxonomy places the organism in Eukaryota, Dinophyceae, Syndiniales, Amoebophryaceae. The record is from the annotation of a GenBank genome assembly.
CUAGUUUGGAUGCCAAUUAUGCCGGAACCGGAUCUAGAUCGUCUAUGACGCACUCAUUUUGUUGCGGUGCUACAUCGAGUAGCGCGUCGGACGAAUUGAAUUAUCUUCACUAGUAGGUACUUGAAAGUCAUGUCGAUGUUGCCGAUGCUUGAGCUUAGGCUUGGCAUAUCGGCCAAGCAUCAGCAAGUUGAAAUAUUUUUUCUCGACCACAGCAAGUGUGAAGGUUCGCAGUUGCAUGCAGUAAAUCAAAAUGAAAAUUCUUCCGACAACAACGAUCAACAUGCAAGCGAAAAAGCUAAAGCAGCAUGACAAUGCGAAUGAAUGGUUUUUAUCGAGCAGCACAGGAUCUCCCGCAUAGUUUUGACAUUGCAAUAGGUUGGUCUAGUUGUCGUGCUUUUUCACAUUUCUAUUUCAGAUGAUUUUUGUUUCACGACUCGUGCAUGAACACGAGUAGAAUCGUGGCUAUCUCACUUUAAUGUCCUCACGGUAGUUGUUGGUUUAUAUAUAUAUUAGCAGGGUACUCUUUACGAUAUUGUCUAGCAACAUGGUGAAACUUGGGAUAUUAGAAGCCGCGUAACACUCGACAAGAACGAGUACCAGAGCGGCGGAGCUCGCUGUCGCGCGCGCAGGCCGAUGUCCUCGUCCAGGAGUUACAAUGCUACUGGGCAGCAGCUGCACUACCGGGCCCGCCGCAGUUCCGCACAGCAAGCGUCGGAGCGAUCACGGUCUCUCCUCGGUGCUCCCAUUUACGCAACGGCGGUAGGCGCCGGAGCGGACGAUGACCACAACGCGCCACCGGCAGUGGAGCCAGGUCCGGAGGAGAGGGCACUGGAGUAUGGAGGAAAAUUGAGGAGGUGUUUUCCGCGCAUCAUCGUCUGGCUGCAGGCAUGCAACCUGCUUACUCUGUGCUUGGUGUGGUUUUUACCACCCAGAAUACCGAUCAUCAUCGACGAAUACGAUGUAUGGAAAUCGAAAACGGACCCAGCCACUGGCCAGCAGAGCCUUGACCGCGACUUGAAUGGAAAUGUCACAGUGGCGACAAUAUUCGACGGAGUCCCGUGGACGCCGGGAAUCAUCUACUUUUUCAAAGGCUGCGCGACAGCGGGAGGGAAUUACGGUAUCGUGGCGAUCCUCGUGGACUUCAUCGGGUGGAUUUUUAUCUCGGUCUGGAUGAUACGGUUUUUCUGGAACCGAACGGAAGACGAGGCGGCCGCUAACGCAGCUUCCAGCCUAAUCAACUGCUGUGCGGCCAAUUGCAACUACGUUAUUCAUUGGAUUCAGGUGCCGGCGAUAUGCUUCAGCUGCCUCUUCUGGACGAUCUUCACGAGUGGUGGCAUAAUGUCCAUGUGCACCAAUCCUUUGAAAUUGCCCUUCCUCGGCAUGGUGAAGCACGCCUUCGCGAUUUCGCUUUCCCUAGCGUCGGUGCUCGUGCACAAGCGGUGGAAACUGCUGGUGUCCGAGCAGGACGACGUCCGCGAGCAGUUUCGCGCAGCCUACUACCGGUAUUUCGGGGCCGGAAAGGAGGGCGAGCCGACCAUGCUGGAUAACGCGGCCGCCACCGUCGCGGAGCGUUGGGAGGCCUUGAAGCAAUGGGCGUACUACACGGAGGAGGCGGAGGGGCGAAAAUUAGAGGACGAAACCCUGUCAACCGAUAACGCCGACGAGGGCUAUCUGAACGCGCUCUGGGACCUGUGGCAGCGGGACCCGGAGGUGGCCAAGGCCGAGGCGGAGCACGUGUCGCAGGACACCACAGUCGACGGUACUCCGCUGUGGGAGUGGUUCGCGGCCUGGGAGCAGGGCGAGGAGAGACCCAACCUCGAGCAGAGGAGAAAGAAGAGGCAGUUGAAGGAAAUCGGGUGGAUGGCAGCGGAAGACCGCGAUGCGUCAGACUUCCGGGAGGAAUUGAUGCGAAUGGACCCUGGGUACUUAAUUUUCGCUGUAGAGGUUUUCGAGCGUGCUGCUGAGGGGGCAACGACAAAUAAGAAUAACCAUGCGCACUGUUUAAGUUUUUAUUCAAAUACAAAUUCAAUUUUUCGAGUACAUGAUCAGAGGAGAAGUGUGAGUAUACAGUACAAACGGUGAUAUGAAAAAAAGACAAAAACGAAUCAUGUCGAAACUUCACAGGGACCGCCCCGACCUUGUCCGGCGCGACCAGGUCGUUUUUUACCGGGGCCGGUUUUUGGAGUCCCCGAAACGGCGAAAGAACCCGGAGGCGGACCAGCGGCUUGUGGACAUGAAAGAGGAGCUCCGAGAGAACGACAGCAUGAAGGUAAACGACAAGGACGUCGGCGACGAUUGGGUGGAGGAGCACGAGCGCGAGCAUCGGUUUCGUCCCCGGACGGACCGCUGCAUCUACAAGAAAGGACAGUAUUUGGACAAAAAGUUCGAUCCGAGCCACGUGGAAGCCGAACUGGGGGCCAUGGACUAUUUCUGGCAAUUUUUCGGCUACGACGUCGGAGAAGUAGAGGGUGCGCAGGAAAAGGAAGAGAAUUACGACGGGGAGCAGCAGGAGGCACGAAGAGAAGGCGGGCCUAAUAAUCAAAUCGAAAACCUAACCGAGAGCACGCCUUUAUUGCUGGCCCCCGGUCCUCGGGACGACGAUGGAAGUUCGCCGCGGAGCCGGACAGCGUCCCCUGCGAAUAAAGGCGGCGGUCCAACAAGAGUAAAAAAAUCAUCUUCAUCGUCGAAGAAAGUGCCAACGCGCAACGACAGAGGGGAACCGGUGCUCACGCUCAAAGACUUUUCGCGGCUAAACCAAGAUCGGUACGUGCUGGACGAGCUGGUGCCGCGUGCCCCGCGACAAGCUCCAAAAUCGCGGCCGGCGCUGGGAUUGAUGAUGCACGAGCGAGACCUAUCCGCGCAGGCGACGCAGCACAUGCGGCGCGCCACGGAAACUACCAACGCGGUAGCAACGCGUCCCCGGCCUGGAGAUGAGAACAAUCUUCCGGCAGUCGAUAGCGCCGAGUUCGACGGCACGGAAAGCUUCGAUUCGCGCGGAGUAGGCACGGGAAAUCGCAGUGACGCGUCGGAGCGACAACGCGCCAUCGUGCCGAAAAAGAAAAAACCCGGUGAACGGACCUCCCAACCCCAGAUACCCACUACCGUUCGAGAAACAAGUACAAGCAAGUGAGAAUAGUGAUUUGAGGAAACUUAAAUCUUCCUGAAAUGUGAAAAUGUUACGCAAGGACUAAGAUCGACCUAUGUAGUAUUAUUUCCUGUAUGAUCGUGGGAGUUUUUUCACACAGUAAUGAGUCAAAUACAACAUCCUCGCAGUCUCUGCCUCUCUUAGUGACUGAAGUUACCUUGAAUGAAAUUUGACCACGAUGCAUCAUAUUAUGGCAUGAUGUUUUUUAACGGCCGUAGCCGUACGCACACAUUGCUGAUGACUUCAGAAGUACACAACACUGAUGAGUUUACUCAUGUCAUGUUGACACUUCUGCGAAGGCAAAUUUUACCGGGGCGGUGGGAUCUAUUCUAUUUGUAUAGAGUCUGUCUGCCGCUUCGGGAGAAGAUGAGUCAGGAGGUUAUUGCGAAAAAUGUGUCAUCGCAGCCACUGUUGAAUUUACAACCGCUGUGAAGAACUGCAUGUGACCAAUACCCGGACUCGUUGCCGUAGCAAUAAGUAUUGUCGCAGAUGGAACAUAAGAUCGAGGACGAUUUUCGUUUUCAUGCCUCCACCAUGAUGAAGAGACAAACAAAACCUUGAUGGUACUGCAGUGUCAAGCUCAAGAACAGGUUCGCCUUCGCCUCACAAUAAGUACCCAGUUCGUAAAUCGUCUACUUAGAUGCUAUUUGCGUGUCAUCUUUCC